ACGUUACCUAUUCUCUUUCUAGUCAUAAUUGGACAUCUUUGAUUGGACAUUGCCUGUUAUAUUUCUAAUUUCAGUUGAUUAAAAUUUUAUAUGUAUAAUAUUUAACAAAAUGUUAAGAAAGGAUGUAUAUAAACCCGACACGUUUCUGUAUUUUUCGUAUGGCGGCAAUUUACUAACAGCGAGAGUACGUAUGCAUAACCCGUCUGCAGAAUUCGUGUCUAUAGCACGUCUUGAUAAUUACAGGAUGGAUUUCAUAAAGUAUUCGAAGUUUUGGGGUGGACCUACUGCGACUCUCGUGCCUACAGCAAAUUCACACGUAUGGGGCGUUGUAUGGCGUCUACAUCGAGAUGAUAUGGUAUCGCUUGAUGAUCAAAAAGGUGUCGACGUUAAAAAGUAUUACAUAAAAUAUGUGGAGGUGUCAACUCCAUACAUGGGCAGUUUUCUGUGCCGUGCAUACAUUCAAAAAGUAAACCCUCUGCCUAGAGGCGACAAUGACGUCAUUCCAGUUGAACGAUGGCCUUCGUUUACUUUAAAAGAGGUCAUGAUACACGGCGCCAGAGAACACGGAUUCCCUGAAUAUUACAUACAGAGUUUGAAGAAGCUAAAGCAUAAUGGUGAAGAGGGUUAUCUUAGGGCGGCAUUCCUGUUAAUGCGUUACGCAAAAGAUAAACCUUGCGAGUGUAGAGUUGCUGGACGUUUGCCUAGAAAACAUCUAAAACUCGAUCUCAGAAAACUGCGAAAUACCAGGAAGUAAAUAAAUGUAUGACUUAUG
Messenger RNA from Manduca sexta (tobacco hornworm), 772 nucleotides. RefSeq names its product gamma-glutamylcyclotransferase. The record is from RefSeq and is a predicted model, not a curated record. Gene Ontology annotation, molecular function: gamma-glutamylcyclotransferase activity. The transcript is spliced from 3 exons. The coding region runs from base 110 to 754 and encodes 214 amino acids. Lineage: Eukaryota; Metazoa; Arthropoda; Insecta; Lepidoptera; Sphingidae.